UAAAGACCGCCCCAGAUGAAGAACAAUCUGCGCAAAAAAAGUCUUUUUCAAGUUACAAACUACAAUAGAAGCCCAAAAAGUGAAUAGAUUACAAAAGGCCCAAUAUCAGAUAUGAAUUACCAGCCCAAAUUUCUACCUUUCUCUACCAGUGAUGCAAACAGCACAGUGACAGUGAAAGUAACAUUUCCAGUCAAAUGAAUCGUUUUUCCGAUAAGAGUUCACCGGAAAAUGAAACCCUUGGUGGCAUCCAAUCAGGUUUUUGCAAAGAGGGGCAAGUUAAAAAGUGUAGAGUAGAGCCAGUAGUGAUUGGGGGUAUGGUCUUGGAUGUAAAUGCCACAUCUUCCAUGCAUGCUAAUCCAAGGACCACCACUCCUGGAAAGGUUAUCUUUUCAUUGGGUGGUGUGGCAAGGAAUGUUGCUGAUUGUAUUUCAAAGCUUGAAGCAAGACCAUUCAUGAUAAGCGCUGUUGGAUUUGACAUGGCCGGAAAUAUGCUACUGGAACACUGGGAAUCUGCUGGAUUAUCCAUAGAAGGUAUCCAGAGACAUCAGAAUAUUGAAACUGCUGUUGUUUGUCAUAUCUUUGAUCAGAAAGGUGAAGUGGCAGCUGGUGUAGCUCAUGUAGAGUCAAUAGAGAAGUUUCUCACUCCAAGGUGGAUAGAAAAGUUCAAGUGCAAAAUAAGCUCCACUCCGAUAUUGAUGGUUGAUGCAAACUUGAACUCUUCUUCUCUUGAAGCAUCUUGUCAAAUGGCUGCUCAGUUUAAUACUCCAGUCUGGUUUGAGCCUGUAUCAGUUGCCAAAUCUAGAAGAAUUGCUUCAGUUGUCCAGUAUGUAACUUUUGCAUCACCUAAUGAAGAUGAACUUGUAGCCAUGGCAAAUGCAAUAUCUGGCAGAGACAUAUUUCAACCAAUUCGCCAUAGUAGUACUAAGCUGUCCAAGGACUCUUUCUUCCAAAUGCUUAAACCUGCUAUAUCGGUUUUACUAUACAAAGGUGUUAAGGUAGUUGUUGUAACACUUGGAUCAGAAGGGGUACUCUUAUGUUCCAAAGGAAAGUCCAAUCUUCAGAAACUUGCUUUCAAGGAAAACCAGCCUUCUCACCUCAGUAGAGAGUUAUAUGAAGCUGUUAAUACAGUUUGCCCAAGGGAUCAAUUAUUUGGUGCUUCAAUGUGCGAGCAGAUCUCAAAUCUUUUUGCUGUCCAUUUUCCUGCACUUCCUGCUUCAGUAGUGAGGCUUACAGGUGCUGGAGAUUGCUUAGUUGGUGGAACGAUAGCUUCUUUGUGUGCUGGUUUAGAUGUCAUGCAAAGUGUAGCAGUUGGGAUUGCAGCUGCUAAAGUAGUUGUUGAAGUAGAAAGCAAUGUCCCUGAUGAAUAUUGUUUGGCCAAACUAGCAGACAAUGCAAGGUCUGUAUACUCUGGGGCCACCAUGCUUCUAUCUCAAUCCAAGCUGUAGGUCACCAAAGUAUGUGAGUUCUAUUGUUUAAUUCUAUUGCCUGUUCUUGCUGUAAUCUGAUCCAACUAAGAAAUCCUUAGAUUUGUGCCUCAUCACUUCUCUCUUCUUUUUCUACCCCUGGAAUACUCUUAAAAAAAUAUACUCAAUUAAAGCAGAACAAACAUUCCAAUGUUUCAAAAGCAUCCGUGCUUAUUUCAAAGAAAAACCAACAGAGGAAAAGUCUUCUGUUUGUCAUUACUCAG
Molecule: messenger RNA, 1687 nt
Organism: Lycium barbarum (goji berry)
Lineage: Eukaryota; Viridiplantae; Streptophyta; Magnoliopsida; Solanales; Solanaceae
Product: pseudouridine kinase
Exons: 9
Coding region: 195-1445 (416 amino acids)
Molecular function (GO): kinase activity
Source: RefSeq, a predicted model, not a curated record